Epinephelus fuscoguttatus (brown-marbled grouper) is the source of this 3345-nucleotide messenger RNA. RefSeq names its product archain 1b (gene arcn1b). NCBI's taxonomy places the organism in Eukaryota, Metazoa, Chordata, Actinopteri, Perciformes, Serranidae. Gene Ontology annotation, cellular component: COPI vesicle coat; cytosol. The coding region runs from base 172 to 1704 and encodes 510 amino acids. The record is from RefSeq and is a predicted model, not a curated record. Gene Ontology annotation, biological process: retrograde vesicle-mediated transport, Golgi to endoplasmic reticulum; Golgi localization; endoplasmic reticulum to Golgi vesicle-mediated transport. The transcript has 10 exons.
UCCGGUGGAGACGUGGCUCUGUACUGCUGCCAUAUUGACGCUAGCUAGCUAACAAUCACACAACUUGAAGACAGCUGCACACUCGCACCUUGCUAUUCCACAGUGACUAGAGAUCACCAAAUCAAGAAACACCAGAGACGGAAGAUCGUCGUACUAUAGAGAGAGACCAAAAUGGUGCUGUUGGCAGCGGCGGUGUGCACCAAGGCCGGCAAGGCCAUUGUAUCACGGCAGUUUGUGGAAAUGACCCGGACGCGUAUCGAGGGUCUUUUGGCUGCUUUCCCUAAACUCAUGAACACGGGCAAGCAGCACACCUUUGUGGAAACAGACAGUGUUCGCUAUGUGUACCAGCCGCUGGAGAAACUGUACAUGGUCCUCAUCACCACCAAGAACAGCAACAUCCUGGAGGACUUGGAGACACUCAGACUCUUCUCCCGAGUGAUCCCAGAAUACUGUCGUGUGCUUGAGGAGAGCGAAAUAUCAGAGCACUGUUUUGACCUGAUCUUUGCCUUCGAUGAGAUCGUGGCGCUCGGCUACAGAGAGAACGUCAACCUGGCUCAGAUUCGCACCUUCACAGAGAUGGACUCCCACGAGGAGAAGGUUUUCCGUGCUGUCAGAGAGACUCAGGAAAGAGAGGCCAAGGCAGAGAUGAGGAGGAAGGCCAAGGAGCUGCAGCAGGCUAGGAGGGACGCUGAGCGCUCUGGGAAGAAGGUGCCAGCUUUCGGCGGCUUUGGCAGCGCCGGCAUGACCAGCGUCUCCUCAGGGUCCAUCAUCACAGACACCAUCGUCGAGCCUGAGAAGCCCAAGAUCACACCAGCUCCAGUCAGACCAAGUGGACCCAGUAAGGCUCUGAAACUGGGUGCUAAAGGGAAAGAGGUGGACAACUUUGUUGACAAGCUCAAGUCCGAGGGUGAAACCAUCAUGCCCUCCACAGGAAAGAGGGGCUCAGAUGUAUCCAAAGUUCUACCACCACCAGUCAACGUGGAGAGUGUACAUCUGCGUGUGGAGGAGAAGAUCUCGCUGACUUGCGGUCGUGACGGCGGCCUACAGAACAUGGAGGUGCUGGGCAUGGUGACGCUCCGAGUCACUGACGAUAAGAACGGACGCAUCCGCCUCGUCAUCAACAAUAAUGACAACAAAGGAUUGCAGCUGCAGACACAUCCCAAUGUUGACAAGAAGAUGUUCACAGCUGAGUCUGUGAUUGGCCUGAAGAACCCAGAGAAGUCCUUCCCUCUCAACAAUGAUGUUGGUGUACUGAAGUGGAGACUACAGACCACAGACGAGUCCCUCAUACCUCUAACCAUAAACUGCUGGCCUUCAGAGAGCGGUACUGGCUGUGAUGUCAACAUUGAAUACGAGCUGCAGGAGGAGAGCCUCGAGCUCAACGACGUGGUCAUCAGCAUCCCUGUACCGUCUGGUGUGGGAGCUCCUGUGAUUGGUGAUCUGGAUGGAGAGUACAAACACGACAGCAGGCGAAACAUUCUGGAGUGGUGCCUACCUGUUAUCGAUGCCAACAACAAGACCGGCAGCCUGGAGUUCAGCAUUGCCGGACAGCCCAACGACUUUUUCCCCAUCGCUGUGUCCUUUGUGUCCAAGCGCAACUACUGCGACAUCCAGGUUACCAAAGUGACUCACGUAGACGGCGACAGCUCUGUUAGAUUCUCCUCAGAAACCUCCUUUGUUGUUGACAAAUAUGAAAUCCUGUAAAAAAUAUUCAAAGAAAACGACAAAAUCAAAAAAAAAAUCACCAACAAAAAAAGUCCAAAUCUAUGCUACAGAGAAAGAUUGAAGAUUUCUUGCCUGCCCACCCUGUAUACUAUUUCAGAGACUGUGUACAUCGACAGGACUACGUCAGCCCUCUGGCAAAGCCUCUUCCUGUGGUGGAGCAGAGCAGCGGUGGUGUAUUUAUGUUUGUAUGAGAGAGGAUCAUCUAUAUAUAGAGUUAAUUGAACAGGAAAAACCCAAACAAACACAUUAAAGAAAACUACACUGAUGCUGUUGUGUUCGCCAAGCAGAACUGUAAAGAGGACUUGGGACUAAGUAGAGGAUGACUGCGGGGGUGCGGGAGAGGCCGGCGGCCGUCUCCUCGUCGAUCUAUCAGUAAAACCCUGCCAGGAGAUAGAGAGGGGAGAACAGGGACCACUGAAGAGGCCGCUGUAUCAGUCUCCACUAGAAUGAGCGCUGCUAGUUUAGCAUCCCUCCGAGCAUCACGCAUCCUCCACCCUUUCUUCUUCUUCAGUCACAUUACAGCGAAUCAUCGAAUAAGCCGAUCUUGAAUGGGGUUCUUGCUUUCUUUCUUUUCAGAUUUCCUUAUCCAUAAUAAUAACUGCAGAGUCGUAGCUGUCUCAGUCAUUAUAAGCCUGUCACUCUUUAAUCGUAAAACUAUUGUGAUUUGCUCUCUUGAUAUCUCACUUCAGACGAUUUGAGUUUUUCUUUUCGGAGUUUUUGUAGAGAGGUAACACUUCGCUGAAAAGCAGCAUAUGGCUCUGUGCUCAGUAUACUGUCUGUACUGUCUGCAGUCAUCAGCAAAACUGUCCUUUUUAUUUUUAACUGGUAUUUUUUACUGUUUGCUGUAUAAUUUGUCAUUGUUUACCACUAAUCUGGAUAAUUGAAAUUCAACCGUGACGAGCAGGACUUUGUAAGGAGCUCUCAGCUGCAGGGCAACUCACCCACCAGUAAAUACGUUUGACUGUUGCAUCUGUUGAAUUUUCUUCUUAUCAUAUUUUGUAACACCAUUGCAGCCACUCCUCACUUUGUCCGAAAGAGACGCCAUGUUUCACUCUGGUCCAUUUACGUCCAACGAUCAGCCCUCAGAUAUCGGAAGUACUUUGAACACGGCCCAGAAACAACAUCCAAGCCCUUAAUCCAGCGUCCCACAAGGCGUUAGGGAUCUGAGAUGGUGGAUGUGUGUUGGCAUGAUGGUGUAAAUCCAUACACACACACAUACACACACAGCAGGGAUCAGAGACCGCCAGCCUGAUAUACGACCCACUCCCCCUCACAUCCAAGGUAAGCAGAGAGCCCACCAGAGCCCUGGCAGUAAUCUCUGCUGUCCCCUGUUCAUCCACCGAGUCAUCCUUUACUUACAUUCUCAUAGUGCAUCAACAUUAUUCAAGAUAUAACUUGUCUUUCAUGUUAUUGUUUUUUUUUUUGUUUUUUUUGUUUUGUUUUUUUUUUUCCAUUUGUACUCCCCAAAUUUCAACUUAGCAAUGGUUGUGUGGAUGUGGGGUUGAAAAUGACUAGAUUGAGCAUUUUUAACUAAAUUACUGAAGGGGAAUCUUAACAUUCCAGUGUACAAUUAGAAAAAAAGAAUCUUUAAUGGAAUAAAAUGUAUUAUUGAAAAUGUCA